AAAAUUCUUGACUUCUAUUCUUAACUUUCCAUUCUUCACUUCCAAUGUACCACCAGAUCAACAACAAGCCCAGCCUUUCGGCGGAAACUCCUGAAUAUCCUUCAGGGCGCCUUCUUUUAAACUCCGCAUCGUAAUUUUAUUGUACUAUUUCAAUUUUCAAUCCUGUGACUGGGCGGGCGCAAUAGGGCAUGUCAUUGCCAUCAAGCGACCUGCUAUUUGAGAACCAUCUUCGUCACGCAAGGUAUAUUUCAGAGAUCUUAGAUCGCAACAUGACUUCGUCGGCGUCGACGACAAAAUCAAUGAAGCAUCCUUUUAUGCGGCAGGUUGAGGAGCUCAAAACGCCCAAGAGUGAUAUUAAUGCCUUAAUACUCGAUUACCUGACCGUUGCCGGCUAUCCUAAUGCUGCAGCAAAAUUUUCAACUGAAGCGAAUCUGUCACCUCAACAGCCCUCGUCCAGUAUCUAUGCAAGGCAACAGAUCCAGACAUUUAUACAUAAAGGGGAGAUCGAAAGUGCUUUACAUGCUUUGAAUGAUCUUGAUCCUUCGAUACUGGAUGAAGAUGAACCACUCCACUUCGCGCUUCUUCGGCUCCAGCUAGUGGAGUUAAUCCGAAAAUCCAGACCAGGCGGGGACAUCGGCCCGGCCUUGGAAUUUGCGCAAACUCAACUGGGACCCAAGGCUCCGCGCACGCCACAAUUUUUGGAGGAUCUAGAAAAGACGAUGUCCCUUCUUGUGUUUGAUCACGACAAUCUAGAUCCUACUUUGUCGGCGCUUUUGCGCCCAGGUCUUCGACGGGAUGUUGCGGAUAAGGUUAAUAAAGCAAUCCUAGAACGUCAGAAGCAACGGAGAGAAGCUGCCAUUCGUCAUUUGGUUCAGAUGAGAGCCUGGAGUGAAGAAAUAGUCCGCAAGGAGGGCAAGAAAGAUCUUCCUUCCCGGAUUGACUUAGGCUUAGAUGGUGAUGACUCUGAUAGGUUCAGGGUAGAGAAUGGCCACGAGUCGAUGAUUAUGACGCAGUAAAUUACUGACGUUAUCCUUUUUGUGCUGUCGACUUUUCUCGAUCAAGCAAUUUCAAUGAAAGCAGCUCCUAGAUGGGGCGUGUGAAGGAAAGGCGUUUUAUAUCAGGCGUUCAUGAAGCUUUCCGGGCGUUAUGGAAUUAUGGAGCGGUAUCCGGAGUUGGAAGCUCAUCGGCUUUGAGCACACAGUACUUGUUAGGCGUUUAAGGUUCUAGGUUGAUAAUACUUGAGGGAGGUCUAUACCUAGAUACAUAAAGGGCUUUUAUGAUCACUUCAAUCGAGGCAUGAUCCACAACAGAGCAUUUAGGGAAACAGGGAAGCAUCAUGGAAAUUACGGCUGUCGUAUGGCAUUAUGGCCAGGAAUACUUGAGAUACCA
Messenger RNA from Daldinia loculata, 1389 nucleotides. Its product is annotated as CTLH/CRA C-terminal to lish motif domain-containing protein. Gene Ontology annotation, biological process: proteasome-mediated ubiquitin-dependent protein catabolic process. Bases 189 to 1016 code for a protein of 275 amino acids. Lineage: Eukaryota; Fungi; Ascomycota; Sordariomycetes; Xylariales; Hypoxylaceae. The transcript is spliced from 4 exons. Gene Ontology annotation, molecular function: protein binding. The record is from RefSeq and is a predicted model, not a curated record. Gene Ontology annotation, cellular component: nucleus; cytoplasm.